AUGAAACAGAUUUUCUCAACAUUUCCUCUUGUGUUCUUCUUGUUCUUCUUUCAAUGCACUCCAGCUCUUUCGCAGAGUCCGUCGCCGGCUCCUACACCUCCAGCGCCUGUUCCUGUACCUCCAGUGCUGGCUCCUGUACCUCCGGUGCUGGCUCCUGUACCUCCGAUGCUGGCUCCUGUGUCUCCAUCGCCGUCUCCUGCAGGUCCAGCUCCCAUUGACAUCAGUUCUAUUCUUCAGAAGGCCAAGAAAUAUACGACAUUAAUUCGACUCCUAAAAAUCACCCAAGUGGGUAAUCAACUCAAUACACAGCUUAACAAGUCAAACCAAGGUAUCACAAUACUAGCUCCAACUGAUGGUGCAUUCGCUAACCUCAAACCAGGCAUGUUAAACUCUCUCACCGAUCAACAGAAAACCGAGCUGCUCCAAUUCCAUGUCCUACCUUCGUUUUUCUCUAUCUCCCAGUUCCAAACCGCAAGCAAUCCACUAAGAACGCAAAUUGGUAAUGAUGAAAGAUUUCCACUCAAUAUCACUGCAACUGGGAAUCAGGUGAACAUAACAACGGAUAUGGUUAAUGCAACAGUGGCCAAUACAGUGUACACUGAUAACCUGCUAGCCGUGUAUCAGGUUGAUAAAGUACUCCUUCCGCAUGGUCUUUUUGCACCUCCANUCACUGCAACUGGGAAUCAGGUGAACAUAACAACCGAUAUGGUUAAGGCCACAGUGGCAAGUGCAGUAUAUGCCGACAACCAGUUAGCCAUAUAUGAGGUUGAUAAAGUACUCCUUCCGCAUGGUCUGUUUGUACCUCCACCGCCAGCUCCUGCACCUGUAAAACCCAAAAAACACCCGGCUUCAGAUUCUUCCCUCUCUGAUGAUACUACUCCUGUCGAUACUACUACUUCUGAUGGAAUUUAUCUGUCCCAACAUGCAUUGAAUGCAGUGUCCAGUAUCGUCCUUGUUUUGGCAGCAUUUUGUUUGAGUGUGUGA
Molecule: messenger RNA, 984 nt
Organism: Fraxinus pennsylvanica
Lineage: Eukaryota; Viridiplantae; Streptophyta; Magnoliopsida; Lamiales; Oleaceae
Source: the annotation of a GenBank genome assembly